Molecule: messenger RNA, 1408 nt
Organism: Callorhinus ursinus (northern fur seal)
Lineage: Eukaryota; Metazoa; Chordata; Mammalia; Carnivora; Otariidae
Source: RefSeq, a predicted model, not a curated record
GCGGGCAGGCCGGGCAUGGCGUCGAUGGCGGCGGCGAUCGCGGCCUCGCGCUCGGCGGUCAUGAGCGGGAACCGGCCUCUGGACGACCGGGAGCGGAAGCGCUUCACCUACUUCUCGUCGCUGAGCCCCAUGGCCAGAAAGAUCAUGCAGGACAAAGAGAAGAUCCGCGAGAAGUACGGGCCCGAGUGGGCGCGGCUGCCGCCCGCGCAGCAGGACGAGAUCAUCGACCGGUGCCUGGUGGGGCCGGGCGCCCCCGCGCCCCGCGCCCCCGGGGACUCGGGGGACUCCGAGGAGCUGGCGCGCUUCCCCGGCCUGCGCGGGCCCACGGGCCAGAAGGUGGUGCGCUUCGGGGACGAGGACAUAACUUGGCAAGAUGAGCACUCUGCCCCUUUCUCCUGGGAAACAAGGAGUCAGAUGGAGUUCAGUGUCUGUUCUUUAUCCAUCCAAGAGCCAGGCAGCGGCAUGGCCAGCGAGCCGAGACAGCUGUCGAAAGCCUCCCAGGGCUCACAGGCCCUCCGGCCCUCCCAGGGCAGCAAGUCCUCCAGCCUCGACGCCCUGGGUCCUGCUCGGAAGGAAGAGGAAGCUUCCUUCUGGAAGAUCAAUGCAGAGCGGUCCCGGGGAGAGGGGCCCGAGGCUGAGUUCCAGUCGCUGACCCCCAGCCAGAUCAAGUCCAUGGAGAAAGGUGAAAAGGUCCUGCCCGCCUGUUAUCGGCAGGACCCUGCCCUGAAGGACAGGGAGGCCAAGGUGGAAAGGCCCAGCACCCUCCGCCAGGAGCAGCGUGCCCUUCCCUGCGUCAGCGUCGAGCACGAGAGACCCCAGCCUGUCCAGGCCUGCACCAGCACGGUGAAGGAAGCCACCCCGUCCGAGCCCGUGGGGAAGCUGCCCUCUCCUGAGGACCAGCAGGAGGAUGUGGAGGAUGUGGAGGACCCUCUGUUCUCGGAACCCAUGCCGACACAGGUCACCUCAAGUAAUGUCGUCUUGAAGACAGGAUUUGAUUUUCUGGACAACUGGUAAAAUGUAUUAGACCAAAAAAAAUAUUAAAACCAAGAACCCCUAAGUGUUUUCCAAAGUGGUGUGGCGGAGGAGGAUAAAAUGGGCAAUAUUUCCCUGUGUAUUUUCCUGGUUUCUGUACACUUUUUUCUUAAUCAUUUGGAAACUGGUAAAUAUUGCCUUGUCCAGAUUUUCAGAUUUUUCUCUUUUUGGUAAGGCCAGAUAUAUAUAUGCUAUUUUCAAUGAUUUGAUAACAGAAGUUUUGCAUUUGGAAUUUUUUAAGACUUAAGGAAUUCCGUUGAUCUUGUACAUAAAGCUUCUGUUCCCAGUUCCACCCAAUUCUCCCUCCACUCAGAGAAGGAGGUUUCUCAUCGUGUCACAAAAAUCGUAAAAACGACUUCCAUCUCUUUCCCCUUUA